Molecule: messenger RNA, 3555 nt
Organism: Oncorhynchus masou masou (cherry salmon)
Lineage: Eukaryota; Metazoa; Chordata; Actinopteri; Salmoniformes; Salmonidae
Product: equilibrative nucleoside transporter 4-like
Exons: 11
Coding region: 839-2782 (647 amino acids)
Biological process (GO): nucleoside transmembrane transport
Cellular component (GO): plasma membrane
Molecular function (GO): monoamine transmembrane transporter activity; nucleoside transmembrane transporter activity
Source: RefSeq, a predicted model, not a curated record
GUGUGUGUGUUUUUGUGUUGUGGUGUGUGUGUGUGUGUGUGUGUGUGUGUGUGUGUGUGUGUGUGUGUGUCUGUCUCCAGGGAACAUAAUGUGUCUGCAUCUGUAGAAGAGUAGAAACAGGAAGCUGUAUUUGAUUUAAAGCAGAUUUUAGAAACAGCGAAUCUAGUUGUUAUAUUGACACUCUAAUAUACUGUCCUCGUUGACGGCGGUACAGCCUUAUCAUUGACCCACUCGCGUCAUGUGGAGACAUAAUACGUGACCGUGACGAUUAUACGGGCCAGAUGUAGCUGACUGACUGAAACCGGUGAACCGACAACUUCUUAUUCAUACCAAUAUAAUACACUAGGAUGACGCAAGUCAGGUGAUUCCCCGUUUAAAGGGGUGUAUAACGGUGUUUGAGGUCGAGCGACAGCAGCGUCAAGCCAGCGGCGGUGGACGUUUCUCCGCCUGAAGCAGCACCGGGAGAGCAGGACGGGAGCCGCGAUCCAGCAGCGGGAGUUCCCUUCUGAUGGAGGCGGUUAACGGACAGGAGACAGCAGCACCGAGAGCAUCGACCCGGGAGACCACGGGAGAAUAAAGACGGUUCCGUUGUCCUAGGAAUAGAGGCUCAGACGGCGUCGUAAGGAAAGGUCACCAUCACCCCAAAACCUCCUGCCUCUCCUCUCCUCUCCUCUCCUCUCCUCUCCUCUCCUCUCCUCUCCUCUCCUCUCCUCUCCUCUCCUCUCCUCUCCUCUCCUCUCCUCUCCUCUCCUCUCCUCUCCAGGUGUGUGUAGCGUGUGUUUUGCAAGAAGAGUGUUAGGAGUGUGUAUUCCUUUGCAUGUGUGUGUAGUGUACCAUAAUGAGUACAGCAGGAGUGGAGCGACGGAGGCCAACCCCGGCACAGACCCCUGAGGAGAGAGAGGGAUGGGGCCAGACAGGGAGAGAGGAGAGAGAGGGAUGGGGCCAGACAGGGAGAGAGGAGAGAGAGGGAUGGGGCCAGACAGGGAGAGAGGAGAGAGAGGGAUGGGACCAGACAGGGAGAGAGGGAUGGGGCCAGACAGGGAGAGAGGAGAGAGAGGGAUGGGGCCAGACAGGGAGAGAGGAGAGAGAGGGAUGGGGCCAGACAGGGAGAGAGGAGAGAGAGGGAUGGGGCCAGACAGGGAGAGAGGAGAGAGAGGGAUGGGGCCAGACAGGGAGAGAGGAGAGAGAGGGAUGGGGCCAGACAGGGAGAGAGGAGAGGGAGGGGGGAGAGGGACGGGCAGGGAGGGCAGGAUGGAGGGAGGGCAGAGAAACCAGUGUAGUGCAGAGUUAUAGCUUCGACUCGUACCAGCUGGAGGAAGAGGAGGGGACCAAGGGAACGCCGGAGAGAGGGGUGCUGGCCCUGUCAGAGCCGGCCUUUGAGGAGCCAGUCCCUGAUGACCGUUACCAUGGUAUCUACUUUGCGAUGCUAUUGGCUGGUGUGGGCUUCCUGCUUCCCUACAACAGCUUCAUCACCGACGUGGAUUACCUUCACCACAAGUUCCAGGGAUCCUCCAUAGUGUUUGAUAUGAGUCUGGUGUAUAUCGUGGUGGCUCUGGUCGCAGUCAUACUCAACAACAUCCUGGUGGAGAGAAUCAGCCUACACACACGAAUCACCGUGGGUUACCUGUUUGCUCUGAGUCCGCUAGUGUUCGUCAGCGUGUUUGAUGUGUGGUUGGAAUCCUUCACCACCAGACAGGCUUACAUCGUCAACCUCUUCUCUGUUGGGGUGGUCGCCUUCGGAUGUACAGUGCAGCAGUCCAGUUUCUAUGGUUACAUGGGGAUGCUGCCCAAGAGAUACACACAGGGGGUGAUGACUGGAGAAAGUACAGCAGGUGUAAUCAUCUCUCUGAGUCGUAUCUUCACUAAACUCCUGAUCAGUAACGAGAGGAUAAACACACUCAUCUUCUUCCUGGUGUCCAUCACCAUGGAGAUGCUCUGCUUCCUUCUCCACCUCAUUGUCCGUCGCUCACGAUUCGUCCGUUACUACACAGGCCCCACCCACCGGGGUCACAGCCUGGGGAAAGGUCAUGACAUCAGGUCGGAGGUCAGCGGGACAGGAUACAGGGUUCACCACGACGUCACAACAGAGGAAGUAAGAUUUGGUAACGGAGUGGUGGCGACAACGUCGCCAUCUGAUGAUGUCACAGAUGAGUUCACAGGAGGGACGUACGUUCGGUUUGGAGUCCCUAAAGACAAGAUCCGGAGAAGCUGGCCUGGACUACGAGAUAUGUUUCUUCACAGGUACAUCGUUGCCAGGGUGAUCUGGGCCUACAUGUUGUCUAUAGCAGUGACCUAUAGCAUCACUCUGUGUCUGUUUCCUGGUCUGGAAUCAGAGAUACGCAACCCAACCCUGGGGGAGUGGCUACCUAUACUCAUCAUGGCCACAUUCAACAUGGCCGACUUCGUAGGCAAGAUCCUGGCUGCGUUGCCCUAUGAGUGGACGGGGGGUCACCUGCUCCUCUUCUCCUGCCUGCGGGUGGUCUUCAUCCCUCUGUUGGUGAUGUGUGUGUACCCUUCCUCCACCCCAACCCUGUCCCACCCCGCCUGGCCCUGUCUCUUUUCUCUCCUCAUGGGCGUAACCAACGGUUACUUUGGAUCAGUCCCUAUGAUACAGGCUGCUGGGAAGGUCCCGUCGGAACAGAGAGAACUAGCAGGUAACACUAUGACUGUAUCGUACAUGACAGGGUUGAUGUUGGGAUCAGCUGUGGCCUACGCUGCCUAUAGCUUCACUGCACCGGGCUCAAACACACACACACUCACCAACAUUACCACAGGGUAUUGAACACACACACACACACACACACACACACACACACACACACACACACACACACACACACACACAGAGCCCAGAAAAGGCCUCAGCGAAAAGGACUGACAGGAUACUGAACUCCAGCCUGACAUCUGACCUCUGACCCCUCCGGCCUGCCACACUCCCCAGCUGGUAUCCUGAUUCACCUCCUGAUCCUCCUCGUCUAUACUGCUGGGCUUACUGCUCUGCCCGGGAGACGACGUGAACAGAAGCUCUGAUCGGCUCCCUGCUCUGCCCGGGAGACGACGUGAACAGAACCUCUGAUCGGCUUUCUGCUCUGCCCGGGAGACGACGUGAACAGAACCUCUGAUCGGCUUUCUGCUCUGCCCGGGAGACGACGUGAACAGAACCUCUGAUCGGCUCCCUGCUCUGCCCGGGAGACGACGUGAAUAGAAGCUCUGAUCGGCUUUCUGCUCUGCCCGGGAGACGACGUGAACAGAACCUCUGAUCGGCUCCCUGCUCUGCCCGGGAGACGACGUGAACAGAACCUCUGACUCUCAUACACGUCGACUGACACACUCCUGUGACAUCACCUGUGUGACAGCCAUGACACGAUGCAUGACAUGAUCCUUGCUGUUUCCGUCAGUGUUCUACCGCAGGUCGAGAUGCGGAACCUACCAGUGAUCAAAGUCCGUCUUUAUUCUUCAGGGUUCAUGUCAAUAUAAAAGUUGUGAAUGUAAAACAUAUUCAAUAAAAAUAUAUAUCACCGGCAAACAUUAAAUAAAAUCAAAUGUGUAAAUAUA